AAAUUCUUGCGGAUUGUGUGAUAAUCACUUGUUCCCUUGGUUAUUUAAAAGAGAAUUAUAAAAAGAUGUUUAAUCCAUCUUUACCAAGUCCUUUUACUCGAGCAAUAGAAUGCUUGGGCUUCGGUUUAAUAAACAAAGUAUUUCUCGAUUUCGGAAUCUCCUGGUGGAAACCAAAUACAGAAGGGUUUCAACUACUUUGGACAGAAGGAACAUUUUGUAAUAAAAAACUGGCUUCGUGGACCAGAGAUAUGACGGGUUUCGAUGUUCUACCAAAUCACGAAGGUAUACUUCUUGGAUGGCUUGAUAAAAUAUCUCCAGUAAAAGAGUGUUUAAGGACACAAUGGAAUGCGAAUAAAUACGUUCGAGGUAGUUAUAGUCACAUUACAACAAGAUGUGACGCGGAUGGAAUAACGCCAUGUUGUCUAUCAGAACCGAUAUGGGGCAAAUCAAAGAAGAAAUGUAACGAGGAUGUACCUAUUAUGAUGUUUGCUGGUGAGGCAACACACGAACAUUUUUAUUCUACGACACAUGGGGCUUACGAUACCGGUGUCAAACAGGCACAAAUUUUUCUACAGCAUCACGUAACAAAGAGCUGAUGAAGCAAGAUGUACAUAGAAGUAGUUUGAAAUAUGUGGGUAUACUUACACACAUUCCUCAUACAUACUAUGUAUAUAGAAUCAUACAUACACACACAUCUGGAACUGGAGACAAUUGAUGUAAUUAUUA
This is a messenger RNA of Habropoda laboriosa, 726 nucleotides long. Its product is annotated as peroxisomal N(1)-acetyl-spermine/spermidine oxidase-like. The transcript has 3 exons. Bases 66 to 596 code for a protein of 176 amino acids. The record is from RefSeq and is a predicted model, not a curated record. Gene Ontology annotation, molecular function: polyamine oxidase activity. Lineage: Eukaryota; Metazoa; Arthropoda; Insecta; Hymenoptera; Apidae.